AUAAAUUAACUAUUAAUCGACUAUUUAGGGAGAAGUUGAACGUGGGUAGUGGGGAUGGAACAACCAGAGGGAAGCCGCAUUCGUUCAACACCUCAAUUCAGUAGUCAAGUCUGUUCUGUCCAGGCGCAGUCGCCAAUAUCUAGAUUAUCAUGGAAAACGAAAAGCCGGCAAAUGGUACCAACAAUUCCGUGGAGAAUAUGAGUAAUGAGAUUGCAAAUGUGAAAAUUGAAAAUGGAACGGAGAAGUCGGCGCCCGGAAGCCCGUCCCCUGCAUCAGCAACAGGAACGACGGCGACAGGGAGUAGUUUAUCGAUAGGAGCCAAUUUCAAAGCUUUUUCCAAGUUUGGAGAUACUAAAAGCGAUGGUAAACAUAUUACCUUGAGCCAGAGCGAUAAAUGGAUGAAGCAGGCGAAAGUCAUUGACGGAAAGAAAAUCACUACUACUGACACAGGAAUUUAUUUUAAGAAACAAAAAUCAAUGAAGUUGAGUAUGGAGCAGUACAAAGCAUUUUUAGAAGAAUUAGCAAAGGCGAAAAAAAUUGAACUCACGGAUAUUAAGAGUAAAAUGGCACAUUGUGGACCACCUGGAAUCACAGCUUCAACGGUUAGUCCUAAAGCAGCCUCAGCAGUUGACAGACUGACGGAUGUCACUAAGUACACGGGCUCUCACAAACAGCGUUUCGACGAAACAGGAAAGGGCAAAGGAAUCGCCGGAAGAAAGGAUAUACCCGAUGCCUCUGGUUACGUACAGGGCUAUCAAAAUAAAGAUACGUACAAAGGGCAAUAGUUUGGCCCGGGGAAUCCCACCGAUUUCCUUCAAUGAUGAAAAUUCCAGAUUAUUAAAAAUUAAUUUUCCAUUCGUCGGAACAAUAAGUUGAACUGAUGAGUUCUCUUCAAAGGUUAUCGUGUUGGACACGAUACACAAAUUACGCGGCGAAGACAGUUUAUGGCAAUGAGCCAAUUAAAGCCAUCCACCCACUGAGAUAUUUAUAUUUGAAUCGAAUGAGAAUUAUUCGAAUGAAAUCCUCACUUUGGAAUAUCAAAGUUAAAUUUAAAAAUCGUUGUUAAUUUUUCCUAUUAUUUUUAUCUACUUUGAUUAUUUCAAAUUGAAUGCCUCUGAUGUUCGACAAAUGAAAAAUAGCUUAAGGCUAUCCAGAUAACUUUUACGAGUUGGUACACAUCACGGUACAGUGUUGAGCUACAGUAGAAAAGUAUUUCACAAGUACAUUAUCCAUAGUACUUGGAUAAUCUCAACUGAAAACAUUGUGAUAAAUAUUAUAGAGGUAGAUGAGAGAGGUUCAGAAGAACAACGUUUUGUACAUUAUUUCAAAAUUUUGCAUUCUCCUGGCAUAAAACAGCCGGCAUCAAAGAUAUUACCGGAAUAACUGAAUUAAUUUGAAUACUCAACAAAGGUUUCUCUAGAUUUGAAUAAAUUAAUCCACUGGGUGUACAAUUGAAUUUUAUUAAUCAUGAGCAUUGGCUAUUCUACCUGAGAUGCAACCAAUAAUUCUCAUCCGCGAUUCCCAACAGUGUCUUGAAAUUCUUUUCCGUGAUCAUUCCCCUUAGUCUUCAUGAAACAUGAGGUAACCACAUUCGUCACGUGUAAUUAGGCAUAAGUAUCAUUAACUCUGCGGGCAUAGAGUAAACCUUUUCCGUGAUACACCUCCGUGUAGAGUGUUUAUCAAUCACACUUGUUGAAAAAGAAAAAAAAAUCAAAAGAAUUAAUUGAAUAAAUAUAUGGCACAAGGUUAGAUGAGAAAAAUAGAUUAGUUUUAUGAUUGUUUUCUUUAUUCUCAAUAAAAACGUUCUUCAUUAAAAGGUAA
Messenger RNA from Diachasmimorpha longicaudata, 1821 nucleotides. It is a transcript of the gene Ringer, whose product is annotated as ringmaker. Bases 150 to 785 code for a protein of 211 amino acids. The record is from RefSeq and is a predicted model, not a curated record. Lineage: Eukaryota; Metazoa; Arthropoda; Insecta; Hymenoptera; Braconidae. Gene Ontology annotation, biological process: microtubule bundle formation; microtubule polymerization; positive regulation of protein polymerization. The transcript is spliced from 4 exons. Gene Ontology annotation, molecular function: tubulin binding. Gene Ontology annotation, cellular component: microtubule.